UACCUAAAAUUGAAAGACUGAACGUUUUCGUUUGUGUGGCGAUUUUUCUUUCGUUGCCGGAUUGUUGUUUUUACGCAAAACAAAUAGCUGCAUAAACAAUAGCUAUACAAUGGAUUUGACGAUAAAUUUGAAAUCUCUUGAAUUUGAGAAUGGACUCGGUGAAUAUGAGAGAGAAUUUACGUAUUUGCGCAGUCGAUCAGCAGAUUUAACAGUCUGUGGAUGUGGGCACGCAGUGUUUCUUUGUCAGAUGGCCUCUUUACUAAGGGAGAAAGUAAAGGGCAUAUCCAAUAAAUCACACCUGCAAGGACUGAAUGUCGGUAUUCUGGGAGGGGGAAACAUUGGCAAACAGCUGACGAUGGUUUUACUAGGUGUGCCAGGCUUCAGGCCCUGUAAUAUCAGUAUCUCAACUAAAAGACCCGAGACACUAAGCGAAUUCUCAAGGACUGGUGUGCAGUGUUACUAUGACAACGGCAAGCUGGCUGCUUGGGCAGAUGUGCUCUUCCUGUGUAUCCUCCCCUCUCAUCUGCCUCAUGUGUGUGCUGAGCUUCGCUCUCACCUGCCUGCUCACUGCCUCGUGUACACUUUCACCUCUGCAGUUCCAUUACACAGGCUUACCCUACUCCUCGGUCACAGUUUUGUUCUCAAACCUCAGUAUGAGUUUGUAGCCGGCAAUUCAGUUCAGAUGUGGCUCCAGCAUAAUCAGGUGGCCAAAUCUCUGAAGGAUAAGGAAGUCGUGACCGCCACAUGCCCACUUUCAAUGACUGCAGGUAGUGUCUCCUGGGAUCAGUGGUGGGUAUGUGCCUUAUUGUAUGGUCUCCUCAACAUAUGUACUGCUGAGGGACUAGGCUCCAGCCAAGCCUUGCAACUGCUCAAUGAGAUUUUUCAGACCAACUUAUCAACAGGCACAUUCAUCUGUCAAAGCUUUGUCAACUCAUCCUGUGCAUCUACACUUACUAACUCUGAGGAACCUUUCCCCUGGAUCCAUCUGGUUGAUGCACAGACAAAGCAGACUCCCUUAUCUUCUUAUCUUUCAGGACAUAAAGCUUUACAAAAAUGCAUUUCUGCUCUGUAUUCUAAAACAUUUUCUGGCCUGUCAGAUAGGAAGUGUGAGAUGAAAGAGUGAAUCACACGUGAACAUAGAAUCACAUAUGAAAGCACCUCUACAGAAAAUAUAUAUAUAGUUCUUGGUAUAACAUUUUUAGUUAAAUUGGAAUUAAAAGAGUUUCUUGUUCACUAGGACUUAAUUACACAUAUGUACACUGCAACAUAAAAUAAGUGAUAAUUAAACUCAGGGGAGUGUUGAAUCUGUCAGCUGCACCAUAAUAGACCCUGGAGCUCUCUGGAGAUUUUGUAUCACUGUAACAUUGGUGGCCCAAUUACACUGACAGAAUAUUUGUUUCUUUUUCAGGCUCAAAUAAUUACUUUAAGCAACAUAUCACACACAAAUACUUUAGACAAGAAUUUAUUUUGCACAAAAUGUCCUCAAAAUAAAUAAAUAAAUAUAAAGUUUGUACUUUGCUUGCACAGCUGAUGAAGGACUUAUGUUGGAAACUGAAUCUCUACAUUUCUUACUAUCUAUCUAUCUAUCUAUCUAUCUAUCUAUCUAUCUAUCUA
Molecule: messenger RNA, 1614 nt
Organism: Electrophorus electricus (electric eel)
Lineage: Eukaryota; Metazoa; Chordata; Actinopteri; Gymnotiformes; Gymnotidae
Gene: noxred1
Product: NADP-dependent oxidoreductase domain containing 1
Biological process (GO): L-proline biosynthetic process
Molecular function (GO): pyrroline-5-carboxylate reductase activity
Source: RefSeq, a predicted model, not a curated record